Exophiala xenobiotica is the source of this 1113-nucleotide messenger RNA. RefSeq lists its product as uncharacterized. The transcript is spliced from 2 exons. The coding region runs from base 60 to 983 and encodes 307 amino acids. The record is from RefSeq and is a predicted model, not a curated record. Lineage: Eukaryota; Fungi; Ascomycota; Eurotiomycetes; Chaetothyriales; Herpotrichiellaceae.
CCCAACACCUCCCAACUCACCAUUCAGACCAGACUUAGACACUGUUCACAACGUCCAGUAUGGCGACCGAAGCAUUUACUAUAUCCCGAAGCCAGCUGACAGGUCCUAAAGGCAGCACCAUCCUGAUCACUGGAGGGAGUAGUGGCAUUGGCCUGCAAACAGCAAUACUGCUUCAUGACCUCGGCAACAAUGUCAUUGUACUUGACCGGGCAAGACCACAUUCCUCAGCACCACAGUCAUUAACAUCGUCGCCUCGAUUUCUAUACCAUCAAUGCGACAUCACGUCCUGGAAGUCUCAGAGAGCUGGCUUUGAAGCUGGGGUCAAGAGGUUUGGUUCAAUCGAUGCCGUUUUCGUCAACGCUGGCAUUGCGGAGUACAAAGACCAAUUCUUCAAAGAUGAUCUAGACGAAGAUGGGCUACUCAAGGAGCCCGACCGGCGGACGCUGGACAUUGAUAUGCAUGCCGCCAACGACACGGCGAAACUGGCAAUCCACUACAUAAAGAACAAAGCGCCAGGCAAGAAGAAGGGGGGCAGUAUCGUAAUGACGGCCAGUUUGGCGGGGUACCUCGCAAGUGCGGGUGCUCCGCUUUAUAGUGCUGCGAAGCACGGUAUCGUCGGGUUGAUGAGAGCGCUCAAGAACGACACCGCGACACUGGGUAUAGCGAUUUCUGUGGUGGCGCCCGGGAUCACCCUCACCGAUAUCAUUUCAGGUCGGAAGCCAGGAGAGCCGCUCCAGGAUUGGGCCAAGAGGAUGCGCGAGGUCGGUGUGCCGAUCAACGACCCUGCAGAGAUUGCGGAUACCGUGGUGUAUCUGAUGAGUCAAGGGAUGGAGGCGAAUGGGAAGGGACUACUUAUCCAGGCUGGACGAGCAGCGGACUUGGAGAAGGGGAUCGCCAUGUCGAGAAAGAUGUGGAUGGGAGAGGAGAUGUUGAGGUUGUUUCGGGGUGGAAGGAAUGCGCCUUUGUUUCCAAACAGGCUCUAGACAGGCACAUUUACUCGUGAGGAUUGAGCCCUGUACCAGAUAUCUUUGCAUUGGGUGAGGCUGGACUCGAUGAGCGCCCGUUGUGCAGGUACUGUAAGUAGGGAUGCAAGGCUGGACGCUGACUAAGCCG